Molecule: messenger RNA, 3177 nt
Organism: Girardinichthys multiradiatus
Lineage: Eukaryota; Metazoa; Chordata; Actinopteri; Cyprinodontiformes; Goodeidae
Product: single-stranded DNA-binding protein 2
Exons: 17
Coding region: 300-1376 (358 amino acids)
Biological process (GO): positive regulation of transcription by RNA polymerase II
Cellular component (GO): nucleus
Molecular function (GO): protein binding; single-stranded DNA binding
Source: RefSeq, a predicted model, not a curated record
CCAAUCACUGAAGGAAUGAGAGAGAUGCUUACAGGCAGAUAGAAAAAGACAGAUCUACAGGGUAAGUUGAAGGAAGGAGAGGACAGAAAGAGAGAGAGAGAAUAAGAGGUGGGGUUCAUUUAAAGUGGGCGUGGCUCGAAACUGUCAAUCAGUGCUGGGCGGUUGAAGAGAGGGCGGUCCUGCACAGCGGGACAUCCAAUGGGAGACGACGCUGCUUGUGUCGCCAUGGUGACGGGGCUGUGCCCAAGGAGGUUGUGAUGGGUUGACAGGUGCGUGACAAUCGGAGGCUCUCUGCAAGCAUGUACGCCAAAGGCAAGAGCAGCAACGUGCCGUCCGACAGCCAAGCCAGAGAAAAGUUGGCUCUUUACGUGUAUGAGUACCUACUGCAUGUAGGUGCACAGAAGUCAGCACAGACUUUUCUCUCAGAGAUCCGAUGGGAGAAGAACAUCACGUUAGGAGAACCUCCAGGGUUCCUCCAUUCAUGGUGGUGUGUUUUCUGGGACCUUUACUGUGCAGCUCCAGAGAGGAGAGACACUUGUGAACACUCCAGUGAAGCCAAGGCCUUCCAUGACUAUAGCGCUGCAGCAGCUCCCAGCCCCGUUCUCGGGAACCUUCCCCCAGGAGAGAGCAUGCCAGUGGGGCCGGUUCCUCCAGGGUUCUUUCAACCCUUCAUGUCACCUCGAUACCCCGGAGGCCCCAGACCACCCCUAAGACUACCUAAUCAGGGGCUCGGAGGAGUUCCAGGCAGCCAGCCUAUGUUACCUACAGGGAUGGACCCCACAAGACAGCAAGGGCAUCCAAGCAUGGGAGGACCGAUGCAGAGGAUGACUCCACCUAGAGGCAUGGUACCUCUGGGGCCCCAGAACUAUGGAGGUGGGAUGAGACCCCCGCUGAAUGCCUUGGUUGGUCCUGGGAUGCCUGGUAUGAGCAUGGGACCUGGUGGUGGGAGACCCUGGCCAAAUCCUUCAAACUCUACCCCCUACUCGUCUGCAUCUCCAGGCAGCUAUGUGGGACCUCCAGGAGGAGGGGGUGCACCUGGAACCCCAAUAAUGCCAAGUCCAGCAGAUUCAACUAACUCUGGUGACAACAUGUACACCAUGAUAAACACAGUCCCUCCUGGUGGAAGCCGACCGAAUUUUCCUAUGGGUGGGGGUAGCGACGGUCCAUUGGGGGGAAUGGCUGGAAUGGAGCCGCAUCACAUGAAUGGAUCCUUAGGGUCAGGUGAUAUCGACAGUCUCUCCAAGAACUCUCCUGGUAACCUAAGUAUGAGUAACCAACCAGGGACACCCAGAGAGGAUGGAGAGAUGGGAGGAAACUUCCUUAAUCCAUUUCAGAAUGAAAGUCAGUAUUCUCCAAACAUGACAAUGAGCGUGUGAAGACUUGGAAAACAGGUUUUUCUCAGUCGCCCAUUAACCUGUUUUGGGGAUAUCGGGAUGAAGCAGAGACACCUAAUGACAUCAUUUAGGCCAGUGACUCCUCGUCCGCCAUAGCUGCCAGCCCUGGCGCCAUUUACCCCAAACCCUCCACGGUUUCUGCCCAUGUCUCUUCUGUUUCUUCAAAGUUGUGACUCUGCUACAUUCAUCUGUUCUUCAUCUUAUAACAAUGAGACUGCAUUAAGGAAACCAACUGAAACAAGCAAGAGGAGAAAUCUCUGUAUAUUUACAUCCGGUGUGUAUGGAGCGCUGUAUGCACAUCCAGCAGGUGGCUCUGACAGAAUACAUUCUACUCAUGACAAAAGACAACAAGCCAGAAUAUCCAGAAUUGUGUUUUAAUAAUUUAUCUGUUAAACAUAUUUUUAGCUUUUUUAUGAUUAAUCCCUUUUUUAUUACUACAUAAAUGCAAAACCAUCCCAGUCACAAGCCUCUUAGCCUUAUUUCAGUCUUUUGCAGUUAUUUAAGACAGAUUUUGAACAUCUAUGGUUAUCUACAUCCUUGAAAUCAACAGUAUUGCAUUACCUUAUUUAUUUAUGUCGUUGAGAUCGGUUUUCAGAUAUUUUUGAACUGAUCUUUCAGUUUGUCUCGCCAAAAGAGGUAAAAUCAGUGAUUAGUCAGCAAUGAUCCAAAUUUAGAUUUUAUCAUACUUUUUGAAUACAAUUUUGUAGUUACAAUCAGUGCUUAUUUAAACAAAAGACUGUCGGUUUUCCUCUAAUUUGUUUAUAUUAUUAUUUAAAAAUAUCCAGUUGACCUGUAUGUUAUGGAUUGUUAUGCUUUGGAUCAGAUGAUUUGUAAAAUUUAUUUAUGUGCAAGAGAGCAGCAACAAUAAUUGGUUACAGUUUUUUAAAAAUGUUAUAAGCCAGUAAUACUGCGCAGAGUUUGUCUAUUUCUUUCUAAUCAAGGUAAAUUAGCCCCAUUUUUUGUUUAACUGAAAACCAUUACUGUGAUGUAACUCACGAGUGAUUGGCUCAAAGUGUUGGACUUUGCACUCUGUCUAUGGCAUACCUGCAGAACGAUAUUUGAACAAGUGUCGGUAAGAAUAGAUAUUCUCUCUUUUUCAGCUAAAACAACCAGAAGUUGUAUCAUUUUUUCCUUUAGUUGUGGAUUCUUUGACCUCUCCUAUGUAUUUAAAGUAUUCCUGAGUCUACAUCUUGAAGACACAAAUGUUAAGGAUAAAUGGUAAAUGUCAAACUCAGAAAGCACUGAUUGCUACUAAAUAAUUGCCAUCCGGUUAAACUGUGAUUUUUAGUAUGAUUUUAAAAGAUGAUUGGUACAGAAAGCUAAAAGCUUGUUUUUGAUUAAUUUUUAACACCUUUUCAGUGCCCAUGAUUGUCACUAUGUACAAAGGCCAAUAUUUGUGCGAACAUGCUCCUGUCCCUUCCCAUGUUUCAACAUGUACAAGUCACAAAUGUAGCUCCUCUCUCUCGUAUGUGUAUUUGAUGUAAUUUUUAUUUGAAUAUUAAUCUGCUGAGAAUCACUGAAAUGGGAGGAAUGGACUGAUAAACCACCAUCACAGCUGAAAAGGGAUAUUUUAAUCUUAUUUUUGUUUUAGACUGAAGCCAUAAGUGGGAGUACGGGAAGAAAAGUUUGUAAAUUAGAUUACAUUUCUGUUUUGUGACGCUAUGUGGGACUUCAUUUGUGAUGUGUUCAUUUUUCUCUUUUUUAUUCUUGUAUUAUGUUUUUGUAAAUAAGCAGAGAAGUUCAUGGGUUUUGAAUUUGCUGGUAUAAAGCUUCUCUUCCCUUA